CCGAAGCCAGUGGAAGUUGGUGGAGGGAUAUCUUUCUCCCGUUCCAGCAGCUCAGCUACACUCCCCUCCCUGUCCACUCGCGCCUCCUUCUCCCGCUCCGCUCGCGUCGCCCCGCGCGCGGCGGGUAAAUGGCCACGGCGGCGCUCCGCUUCCCGCCGUUCCUCUCCUCGCGCGCCGCACCUAAAACCACCGCCGCCGCCUGCACCCGGAGGACGGCGUCAGCCACCCUCAGGGUCGCCGCGCUGCCCGAAUCCGCCCCCGUCUCUGCCCCCGCCUCCACCUCCGAAGAACGGCCGGAGUUCUCGCCGCCGGCAGGGUUCGCGCCUCCGGUGCCCAAGCGCUUCGCGGUUAAGGAUGGCCAGCUCGCCAGCGUGGCCGGCGCGGCCCUCGCCCUGCCUUUCCGCCUCGGCACCGGCCUCUUCGUCCUAGGAUACUCGGUAUCACUAGUCUCCGCCGACAAAAUACCCUCAGACCAAUACUCUCUGGAAUUUCUAGGUCUAAAGGUUAAGGAGACCUCAAAGAUAGAUCAGUGCCGUCGACCAGAAAAACCUAUUGAGAUAUACGAGUUUGAAGGAUGUCCAUUUUGUCGAAAGGUGAGAGAGAUGGUAUCCGUGUUGGACCUUGAUGUUUUAUUUUACCCCUGUCCUCAAAAGGGGCCAACAUUUCGUCCAAAGGUUUUAGAGAUGGGUGGGAAGAAACAGUUCCCUUACAUGGUGGAUCCAAACACAGGAGUUGCCAUGUAUGAAUCAGAUGCCAUUAUAAAAUACCUUGCGGACACAUACGGUGAUGGAACUGUCCCGAUUAUGCUAUCGCUUGGUCUAUUUACGACAAUAACAGCAGGGCUUGCUAUGAUUUGGCGUGUCUGGAAGGGAUCUUCCUACACUGUUUCAAAGCUUCCACCCCAGCCGAUAGAGAUCUGGGCAUACGAGGGAUCUCCUUUCUGUAAAAUAGCACGAGAGGCUCUUGUUGAAUUGGAGUUGCCACACUUGCUACACAGCUGUGCUCGUGGCAGCCCGAAGCGACAGGAAAUUUUCAAGAAACAUGGCCUUUUCCAGGCGCCUUAUAUCGAGGAUCCUAACACGGGGGUCAAGAUGUUCGAAAGCGCCGAGAUCGUGGAGUACCUAAGGGCAACAUACACACUCUAUCCUCAGUACCAAAAUCUCUGAAGUGUCGAUAUAUGAUGGCGACUUGGGGUUAUAUAGUAGAGAAGCAAGAACUGGGCCAAGUAUUCUCAAGUACCGUCAAUUGUCACCCUUUGAGAUUUUUUUAUAGUGGUGCGAAACCAUGUGGAGAUGAUUUUGUAGCAUGGGAAACAUGUUGGAUUUAUGAUGCAAAGGAAGACAUAUGUAAUGUGUGUAAUCAUACAUAGGCAAAUAAGGUAGUAGAAACUAGAAAUACUUUUUUGCAGAGAGAAACUAGAAAUACUUUUUAGUAGAGAAUAGAAAUACUUUGAAGAGCCGAGGUCCAUAAAUUACAGUGAAUACUUGUGUUAAUUGAAGUUGA
This is a messenger RNA of Triticum aestivum (bread wheat), 1503 nucleotides long. RefSeq lists its product as uncharacterized. Gene Ontology annotation, cellular component: chloroplast. The record is from RefSeq and is a predicted model, not a curated record. The coding region runs from base 129 to 1166 and encodes 345 amino acids. The transcript is spliced from 13 exons. Lineage: Eukaryota; Viridiplantae; Streptophyta; Magnoliopsida; Poales; Poaceae.